Molecule: messenger RNA, 2050 nt
Organism: Nylanderia fulva
Lineage: Eukaryota; Metazoa; Arthropoda; Insecta; Hymenoptera; Formicidae
Gene: PIG-Q
Product: phosphatidylinositol glycan anchor biosynthesis class Q
Biological process (GO): GPI anchor biosynthetic process
Cellular component (GO): membrane; endoplasmic reticulum
Source: RefSeq, a predicted model, not a curated record
UAUGUUUUUUUUCCAGAAGCAGAUAUGUAUCCAUUACCACCGAGCCUAAAAAUGAUCCUUUCUUUCUCAGAAAACACAUUAUUAACAUCUAACAAGGAAAUGAAUACCUGUUUCAAGAUUGGAACCUAUAAAUAAUCCCAAUAUACAUCACAGAAAGAUAAUCUGGCAGCAUAAGCAGCAUCCAACAAAUGGUUGAACCUUACUCAAAAAAAGAAAAAGAGGAAAAAGAAACAAGGGAAAUGUGUAUAUUUGUCAUAUGCUUGUCAAAUUAUUAUAACAAUGCAUUAAUGUCAGAUAUGAUUAGUUGUAUAUAGUUUUUGACAAUAAAAUGACAAACAACUUAUUAAUUUUUAUUCCACAAGGAUUGUGUACCGAACAAUCUGGCUAUGUACUUGGCAAAGUGGUAUAUGAUGCACAUAGUAACUUGAAAAAAUUUUAUAUUAUUAGUUUGCAUAAAGAAGGAAGGAACUCCUCAGAAUUAACAAAAUGUACAUUAGACACUAUUGGAUAUUACUCCAAUAUAAACAAUGAGGCCAAAGAAUUUUGGAACCAUAAACAUUUAGACUGGGUAUACAUUACAAGGAUAGAACAAAGUUUCAAGACUAAACAGAAUGCGUAUUAUCUGACAAAUAUCAUUCUUAACAAUAGAACAGUAGAUCUGUCAACAACAUGUGCAACAAUUGUUUUGUACGAUCACCAAGCAUUGCGAGAAACAGAAUUGUUUGAGAGCAAGGCUGCAUCAGGCGAUCAUUUUUAUGAGCUUGCAAAGCUGAUACAAAACAUGAAAGAUGAAUUGAGGAUUAAAUCUAAAUUCGCGUGCAUUUGGGAAAUGCUGUUGACUUAUUACAUAUUCUUCUACCUAUAUCCUGUUUUAUGGCUGUCCAAAAUAACAGAGAAAUUAUUGCCAGUCUUAAAGUACUCUUCCCUUGGUUUGCAUGUUCACAGCUGGUUGGAAAAUCUUAAAUGGAUGCUGAUCACAAUCUUGCACGACAAGAAUUUUAAGCUGAAAACAGGAAAUUAUGCAUUGGCAAUUAUAAUAGAUAUAGCACUGGGAAUCUUUGUAUUAAGAUUAUUGCAAUAUUAUAUUGAGGACCAGCCAUCACAACUACUUCUAAACAAUGCAGAAAUAGUUGUAGAAACACUGAGAGAUCUAAUUAAUUGGUUGAUGGGUGUACCAGCUGGACUGAAGCUUAAUCAUGCUCUGAAUAAUAGCAUGGGCAAGUUCUUUUUGUAUCACAUACAACUCUGGUGGACAUUGACCUUUCUAAAGCCGCUUCUAGACUUUGCAUUUAAAAUAUUGCUUUUAUUCGGAAGGUUGGGUGUAACAUUUCAAAUAUCUAUCAUCGCGGAUCUUUUAGCUCUUGUCAGCUUUCACACAUAUUGUAUCUACGUUUAUGCAGCAAGACUCUUCAAUAUACAGUUGAGAGGAAUCACGGCUCUUUUUAGACUAUUUCUCGGGAAAAAGAAAAAUCCUCUACGAGAAAGAGUAGACUCUUGUCAGUAUCAAACAGAUCAAUUAUUUGUUGGGACGCUAUCAUUUACAAUUCUUUUAUUUUUAAUGCCAACAACUUGGGUAUAUUAUACUGUAUUUACACUGCUCAGAUUGGUAUUAAUAGGAUUCGGUGGUUUUUUAACCAGAUUGAAAUUUUAUCUACAAAUUAUGCCUGUUUAUACUUUCUGGAAAUGGUUAUUGCAAUCUCAUAGCACAUGUAGCACUGUUGAUAUCAGAUUGCAAUCUCAUUGCAUGAAAGGAUUGACUAUAUUAUCAAUGACUAUGGUUGUUGCUCCUUGGAGACUUACAUGGAAAAAAUGUAUCGCAGACACAAUUAUUUGCCAUCCGUCUAUUGAAUGGUACACAAUAUUAAACAAUAUUAUAUGGGGUAAAUUAUUAUAAAAUUAUAUAAAAAAUAAAACCAGUAUAAUUACAUAUAUAUAUAUAUAUAUGAAAGGAAAAAGUGUGUAUGGAAAACAGUGUGGGACUGGUAAAGUAUCUAUAAGUAAUAGAAUUUUAAAAAUAUGUAAUUUGCAAUUAUCAGCUACAUAUUUUUUU